This is a messenger RNA of Habropoda laboriosa, 501 nucleotides long. RefSeq lists its product as uncharacterized. The record is from RefSeq and is a predicted model, not a curated record. NCBI's taxonomy places the organism in Eukaryota, Metazoa, Arthropoda, Insecta, Hymenoptera, Apidae. The transcript is spliced from 3 exons. The coding region runs from base 1 to 501 and encodes 166 amino acids.
AUGCGGAACAGUGUCUGGUAUAUGGCCGUAUGGAAGCUCGCGAUCAAAAUGGAUUGGACGAAUAACGAUGAUAUUCGUUACAGUUACAGGCAUGAUGUCCCAGGCAUGGGCGCAAUAAACGGACUGUUUUGCUACGUUAUAUUCACCUCAGUGGCGAUUACGCCUCGUGUUCUCGACCUUAUUUCACCGAAAAACGAAUCGCGUGGGGUUGACUUCAUUUAUCCUGCAUACUACGGUCUCGACGAGGAGGAACAUUAUUACAUUCUGAUGGGUCACAUGCUCUGCGUGAUAACUGUAGUGUUUUUCGUGUACAUCUCCUGUGACACGAUCUACAUGAGCAUCGUUCAACACGCGUGCGGAUUACUGAACGUCUCUGGGCAUUGCUUCAAGUGGGCAGUGGAAACUGUGAUUACCAAGAACGAGAAGAUGCACACCGAAGUGGACGACACGUAUAGAAAAGUGCGCCAUUCGAUCAAGGCUCAUCAACACGCUAUGGAGUAA